AUGCAUAUUCUAAUUACCGGUGCCGCCGGUUUCAUCGGCCAAUUGCUCGCCAAAGAACUGCUGAACGACCCUGCCUACCGCGUCACUCUCACUGAUAUUCAUCAACCUCCAAUCCCCGCGGGCGUUCGCCACCCCGAAAACGCGACUGCAGUGAAGGCGGAUCUGCUCACGAGUGUCAAAGAUGUGGUCGACUCCUCACUGGACGCUGUCUACGCUUUCCACGGCAUCAUGUCCUCCGGAUCAGAAGCUAAUUUCGACCUGGGCAUGGGUGUGAAUAUCGACGCAACACGUAACUUGUUGGAGGCACUCCGGCACGCAUGCCCUGGAGUUCGGGUUAUUUACUCCUCAAGUCAGGCUGUCUAUGGCCAACCGCUGCCAGAAAUUGUGACUGACAGCGUCGUGCCAACUCCCGAGUCCUCCUACGGCGCUGAGAAAGUGGUCUGCGAAACACUCGUUAACGAAUACACCCGUCGCAAGUUCAUCAAUGGUUUCACGCUUCGAUUCCCGACAAUCUCAGUCCGCCCCGGCGCACCUACUGCCGCAGCCUCUUCAUUCUUGUCCGGUAUGAUCCGCGAGCCUCUGGAUGGCAAGGAAUGCGUGAUCCCUAUUGAAGAUCGGUCAUUCAAAUCAUGGCUUUGCUCCCCCAAGACACUCGUGUACAAUCUUCUUCUUACCCUCCGUCUCCCCAUCGACUCAAUUCCUCCCCAUAUUCGCCAGAUCAAUGUGCCUGGAAUUUGUGUCACCGUUCAAGGCAUGAUGGAUGCCCUGGAAGCGGUGGCGGGCAAGGACAAGUUAGCUCUUCUCCAGGAAAAGAACGACCCAGCGUUAAUUCCCAUCUUGAAAUCUUGGCCCACCCAAUUUGAUAACACCCAGGCUAUCUCUCUUGGAUUCAAGCGUGACGAGUCCUUUGAACAAACUGUGAGGGACUACCAGGAGAGUGUCAAGUGUUCAUGA
Messenger RNA from Penicillium macrosclerotiorum, 954 nucleotides. RefSeq names its product SDR family oxidoreductase. NCBI's taxonomy places the organism in Eukaryota, Fungi, Ascomycota, Eurotiomycetes, Eurotiales, Aspergillaceae. The record is from RefSeq and is a predicted model, not a curated record. The transcript has a single exon. The coding region runs from base 1 to 954 and encodes 317 amino acids.